AUGCCGUUCAUCACUGGCCAGCACCAACUCGGUGUCACGGUCCAAGUCAAUGGACAGGAUCUUCCCGAGUACACUCCUCUCUUUCAAGAGGGCAACUGGUGCAUCGAGGGUGAACCCCACGAGGUUCCCGCCGGAGUGAAGUUGGAGUAUCAUCAAGUCACUCGCUUCAUCGAGGGCCGACCUGGACAGAAGCUGGCAGUCAAGAUCGAACGACCCAGGGGUUUUGUCCACCGCGGCCACCAUGUUGGAUAUUUCAUCGAGAUUGACGGCCAGCCAGAGUGCUUUGUGCACGAGCGAGGUUGGAACACUGGACGCUCGUUCAAGAAGGUCAUGGAUGGUAUCCACUGGCGCGGCACUGUCGGCGGCCCAUUUACUCGCCGCGAGUUCCAGUUCAGUGAUCUUACCAAUGGUCCCGGAAAUCGGGGCAAAGAUGAGGAGGGGAUCGAAAACAUGGGCACGAUCAAAGUUCAGGCCUUCCACAUGGAGAAAUCCAUCAUGAUGGAGCCCGGUACGGAGUACCUGGUCUCGGACCGUGAUCUGUACUACGUCGAUCAGCUCUCUGACCGAACCCUUCGUAGUGAUCGACAAACUCUUCAGGACACAGAGAUGCUCGUUGAGGGCCUCAACGUUCCCUGGAUCUCUGACCGCUACAUUGACACCCUGCCAGACAGGCGCUCGCGUCUGGCCAUCUCGCAGCCGUUCGCAACUUUCAAGUUUCGAUACCGAACCAAAGAGGCUCUGGAGAAGAAGGAAUUCGUCAUUGGAGGGCACUCUAGAGUCGCUUACGACCAGGGUCCCUACCUCAACGAGGAGUAA
Molecule: messenger RNA, 816 nt
Organism: Pestalotiopsis fici W106-1
Lineage: Eukaryota; Fungi; Ascomycota; Sordariomycetes; Amphisphaeriales; Sporocadaceae
Exons: 4
Coding region: 1-816 (271 amino acids)
Source: RefSeq, a predicted model, not a curated record